AUGCUGGAGUACAUGCGCUCCAUCAGCUCGUGUUGCAUUGACGGAGUGGGCAUCUUCCACCUGACCAACUGCGAAGGAGGCAUCUUCUGUCUUCUGUUGGUGCGGUCCGAGGCCGAAACCACCAUUUUCGACAACGAGAAUGAUGUCGUUUUCGGGGGCGGUCAUGAGGUGAAGCGAUUCUUCCCGGUCGACUCUUCCACCCUAUUGGUCCAGUUCAAAGGCAACCACGACCUGCUCGUGCUCAAAUCCAGCAAUGGAUGGAAAAGCAUCACCGAGAAGCUGCGCAAGCAGCAGUCCAUGCUCAACACCUACCUAGGCUUCAACGCCGCCACUCAGCCCCCCAACUUGGAAGCCUUGGGAAACGCGGACACCACCAUCGAGUGCUCGGACGACAAGAAGAUCCCCGUGCAUGCCUGGAUCCUGGCUUCGCGAUGGCACUUCUUCAAGGCCAAGCUGGCCAAGUCGUCAUGGACGGCUCCGAAGUCUGUAUCCAGACCAUGGUGUCGUACUUUUAUGGCGGCAGAGAACAGCUGGAUCUGGAAACUGCCAUCGGCUUGCUGGGGCUGGCCAAGCAACAGAAGAUUCCGGGACUGGUUUCCUUGGCGUCACGAUCGAUUUUUGCUGCCGACUUGA
Messenger RNA from Yarrowia lipolytica CLIB122, 633 nucleotides. The record is from RefSeq and is a predicted model, not a curated record. NCBI's taxonomy places the organism in Eukaryota, Fungi, Ascomycota, Dipodascomycetes, Dipodascales.